This is a messenger RNA of Arctia plantaginis, 2706 nucleotides long. Lineage: Eukaryota; Metazoa; Arthropoda; Insecta; Lepidoptera; Erebidae. The record is from the annotation of a GenBank genome assembly.
AUGCUUUCCGAAGAAACUGUAGAGAAGAGGAAUGCUCCUCCAGGAGUCAACUCGCGGUCACUCAGUAUUGCACAUUCUGCUGCAGAUUUAGAAGUACUCCGUGAAAUAGAAAAUGUUUACUUUCUACCACCAUCGGAAUUUGAUGCGGGGCGGUUUGUACUGGAACACGCUCCAGCGACUUCCUGCGAUGAUAUAGAACGGAUGUUCACCAAGCUGAAGAGACAGCAGCAGGUGGUAUCAGGUAAGGCACUGCACCUAAUAUCACAGCAACGCGACAACUGUGACCGUGAAUUCAAAGAGAUCCAGACCAUUCGUGAUCAACUUUCGACCACUCUUGAAACCUGUCAGAAAGCCAGGGAACAGCUCAGAGCAGCGUCAAAUCACUUAACGAUAUCUACCUUCGUUAUCCUGGCCAACUUUAGGAAACGGCAAAUAAUUAGGUCUGUUCUUAAAUCCCUUGAGUUGCUCAGAAGCCUAAGAAGCGUCGAGAAGGAUGUCGCCGAAUUGCUAACUAAGAAGGAAUAUUACGAGGCAAUCCAACUGAUAUUGAAAAGCAAGAAAGCUGCCAGCAGUCAUAAGGAGUACACGUGCAUUGCAGAUUUGGCUACGAGACUCCAAGACACUUUAGACAUGACAGAAGAGAAAUUGGAUUCAGUACUUUCAAAUAUAUGUUACAAAUUUGAUGAAAAUGUCUUCAGGAAGUUGAGGAAGGCGUACGCGCUGUUAGGCAAAACACAAGCAGCUAUGGAACAACUGCACAUGCACUACUCUUCAGCCGUCAACGAAUCUUCGAUCGAAGCCGUUAAAAACUACGUAGGAAAUGCUGUAGAUAUGAAAUUCCAAGAUAUGUGCCAGUCAGUACAACCAAAUAAAGCUCCCAUAUGCCUUCUGAACUUAUGUGAAAAUCUGUUUUUGAUUAUGAAAAGUUAUUUCUUAUUGGUCGAUUGGCAUUCCAAGUACGAUGAUGAAGAAACGGUCCCAAUAUCUAAUAACGUAUUCGAAAUCGAAAAGAAUGUCAGUCGAGAAUACAUCAGGCAGAAGCUGAAAGCUGGUUUGGUCAGGAUCUGGCAUGAUGUUCAAGCAAAAGUGUCUACCUUCCUCAGGAGUUCUGGCUUAGAGGAAUAUCCCUUUGAGAAAUUUAUACAAAUGUUAGGUAUAUUAAGAAAACUGACGCAGGUAGCUGAAGUUUUCUGCGGUGAUAAAUCGGAUCUGUUGCAAGAUUUUAUUAAGACUCAGAGUGUUUUAUAUAUAAAGAACUAUCAUAGAGGCAGGAUGGAGGAAUUGAAAUUGUUUUUAGAGAACGAAGGUUGGGAACAGUGUCCGGUUAAAUCAACAUUUACUUUACUCAAUCUACAAGAAUUUAAACAGUUUAAAAAGUACCUGAAUUUGAGAUCUGAUACGUCGUUUGUGAAAGCGCAAUCCGAUAGCGCGUCCUCAGUGCAUUCGCAAGACGAUAGCGUUUAUAUUUCUAAGUAUUUUAAACAGAGUACUAAUCACACUCCUUUUGAAAUUUUCCGUAACGAAAACAUUACCAAUGAUGAUAUUUUUGGCCUGGAACCUGAAGCAGUUAGCGAUGAUUCGGACGACGAACCUGAAGAGUUGAAAAGAGAUUUUGUCGAUGAAAGUGAUCAACCGGAAUCGACCAAAGGAAGUCCUAGUAAAACUAAAGAUAGUGUUAUAGUGGCAAAUACGACACUAUCAGUAUUAAGACACUGCGGACAGUACUUACAGAUAUGUCGAUAUCUUCCUCAAAUAUCUUUAGAAGUGGUCAUGUUAAUGAAUCAAUUAUUUGACUAUUACUUCUUCAGCGUGCAUUUUUUUUUCACGUCCGAUAUGGACGUAGCCUCAACCACAUUAUAUAGCUCAAAAUUGAAUUCAGUACUUAAGAGAAUAAAAAAUUAUAUUGAUACAUCAAAUUCGGGAGAAAUGGACGGCAAAAUCCCGUGUCCUGAAUCUCCUAACCAUUUGAAUUUAACUUCAGAAGAAACAUUACACGGGCUGUCAGAAAGAAUUGUGGCUGUCGAGAGUGUAAUAUUUUUAGCUAAACAAUACGAGUUGCUGCAGCCAUACCUAGAAUCUAUAGUAGCUUCCCAUCAGAAGAUGAUAUUAGAACAUUUCAAAGAUAAUACUUUGGCGGUAAUUCAAGAUUUGAGAGUUCCUGUGUACAUGUGUUCAGCGUCAAAAGCUGUUGAGGUCGGACCAGCUUUAAUAGCUAUGUCCAAAGUCAAAUGGGAUGUAAAAGACGUAGCUGUUGAGCAUAGCGCCUACGUAGAUAUGAUUAUCCGGAAAAUUCAAGUGUUCGCAUUGCGUUUGGAAAACGUAUCCAGCAAGGUCACUCUCAAUUCGGAGGUAUUAAGCGUUAUAUGGGGUAUGGUGUCUAAAUUUAUAGUACAUUUGUUAGUUGAAGGGUUCUCAAACGCAACUAAAUGCUCUAAUGGAGGUAGAGGAUUAAUGCAAUUGGAUUAUAGGCAGUUAUUUUUAAAAUUAGAAAAGAUAUCUGGUCUCAAGCCUGUGCCUUUCCAAGAAUAUGUCGAUAAAUACGUGAAAGCUUAUUAUUUGCCUAGAAAAGGGCUGGAGGAAUUCCUUCAAGAGAGGACUGAGUAUUCUAAUAAACAUUUAAUGGCCUUGAUUACUUGCGCGUGUGAAAACAAGAAGGACAGGCAAGCGUUGGCAGCCAUUAUUGAAGCGAAAGAUGCGUCUAUAUAG